This is a messenger RNA of Nymphaea colorata (pocket water lily), 2991 nucleotides long. Its product is annotated as probable methyltransferase PMT15. Lineage: Eukaryota; Viridiplantae; Streptophyta; Magnoliopsida; Nymphaeales; Nymphaeaceae. Gene Ontology annotation, molecular function: methyltransferase activity. The record is from RefSeq and is a predicted model, not a curated record. Gene Ontology annotation, cellular component: cytoplasm; trans-Golgi network; endosome.
GCCUCCUAAAUUUUUUCAAAGAAUACAAGAAGUCCAAGUUAGGAUAGAAUCCGAUAAGAUAAAUGGCCGCAUGAACACUUUUCCUAGAUUAGAUGCAAAGAGAUGAACGAACGGUGGACAGACCGGGAAUCGGAGAAUAGAGUUAAUCGACUCGAGUUUGGUCCCUCAGCAAAGAAGACGUUUUCCAGAUCAGGCAACUUCUGCCCUGUAAGGAAACAUCUGAGCAAUAGCUGGCGCAUAUUAAUUAGCAUAGUUAUCUAGUCCACCCCAUAACAACCAAGGCUCACAGGCCGUUAAUGCAGCAUCAAAUGACUCUGCCGCUACCGAUUCUUCCCCUGCUUUCGACUCUCCCUUUCCCUCUUACUCAUAGACAUUUAAACCCGAGAUAAUGACUAGCGUAGCUUUGUUACUCGCUCUCCUCUCGCAUGGCCAUCAUGUGAAGGAAACGAAUGAGAGACACUUAUAAAUACGUAAAGGCUCCAAAGAGGGUGGGUUCAGGCUUCCCCACUCUAGAGUCUAGCCGCCCUAUCCCUUCCUCCCUCGCACAAUCAUCGUGUGGGAGGGAGUCAACAGCCAACCAGUGUAAUAGAGAAAUCAAACGGCUCCUCGUCAGACGGGUGACAUCCUCUCUGAAUCGAUUUCGUCAAUACCGAAAAAUCUCUUCAUCUUUCGUCAAGCCAAUAUAGCAGAAAAUUUUUCGUUUCCUUCAGUGGCCAUGAAGAUGGCGUCGUCACCUCUGUCCAGAAUCUUCCAGCCAUACUGGAAGAAAAAGGCCAACCUCCUUUCCGUCGUGCUCGUCGCCGGCCUCUGCUCCCUGUUUUACCUCCUGGGCCUCUACCAGCACGGAACCGGCGGCGCCUCCAUCGUCUCCGACAUCUCCUGCACAACUCUCCCAGCAAGCUUCAACAUUUCGGGGCACCGGUCUGUGGAGCUCGACUUUGCCGCGCACCACCAACCGAACCAUUCCACUAAUCCCGAUGGCGCCGGCGAUCAACCCCAUUCCGUCCCUCCCUGCGACGCUCGCUACAGCGAAUACACCCCAUGCGAGGACCGCGAUCGCUCUCUGCGCUUCGACCGCGACCGCCUCAUCUACCGGGAGCGCCACUGCCCCGAACCGAACGAGCUCCUCAAGUGCCGGAUACCGGCGCCCUACGGGUACAGGAUGCCGUUCCGGUGGCCGGAGAGCAGGGACUGGGCCUGGUUCGCCAACGUGCCCCACCGGGAGUUGACUGUCGAGAAGGCCGUUCAGAACUGGAUACGUGUGGAGGACGAUCGGUUCCGGUUUCCUGGCGGCGGCACCAUGUUUCCCCGUGGAGCAGACGCGUACAUCGAUGACAUAGAGAGACUGAUUCCUCUCCGCGAUGGAUCGAUCAGAACCGCCAUUGACACCGGUUGUGGGGUAGCGAGUUGGGGAGCGUACCUCCUGUCCAGGGAUAUUCUGGCUAUGUCGUUUGCUCCGCGAGACACCCACGAAGCUCAGGUUCAGUUCGCACUAGAACGCGGCGUUCCGGCGAUGAUCGGAGUCAUGGCGUCCAAGAGGCUCCCUUACCCAGCUCGAGCUUUUGACAUGGCGCAUUGCUCCCGUUGCUUGAUUCCCUGGCACCAGUAUGAUGGCCAGUAUUUGAUCGAAGUGGACCGAAUUCUUCGGCCUGGUGGUUACUGGAUUCUUUCUGGCCCUCCCAUCAACUGGAAGAACCAUUGGAAAGGAUGGGAGAGGACUAAGCAGGACUUGAGUGCAGAACAGUCUGCAAUCGAAGCAGUCGCCAGGAGUCUCUGCUGGAAGAAGAUAAAGGAGAGGAACGACAUCGCGAUCUGGCAGAAACCCACCAACCACGUCCACUGCAACCUCAACAGGAAAGUCUUCAAGAGACCAGUCUUUUGUGAAGGGCAGGAUCCUGACUCUGCAUGGUACAAAAAUAUGGAGACAUGCAUAACGCCACUUCCCAACGUCAGCGGGAUACAGGAGGUUGCUGGAGGAGAGCUGAAGAAAUGGCCGGAUAGGUUAACAGCAUUGCCACCUAGGAUCAGCAGUGGCAGCGUGCAGGGGAUUACAGAGGAUGUUUACAGAGCAGAUACAGCCCUGUGGAAGAAGAGAAUUGGUCACUACAGAGCAGUGAUAAACCAGCUCGAAGAGAAGGGGAGAUACAGGAAUAUAUUGGAUAUGAAUGCUCACCUUGGUGGAUUCGCAGCUGCUCUGAUUCAAGAUCCUCUAUGGGUUAUGAAUGUUGUCCCCGUGGAGGCUAAAGUUGAUACAUUGGGAGUAAUCUACGAGAGAGGGUUGAUUGGAACUUAUAUGAGCUGGUGUGAAGCAAUGUCUACAUAUCCCAGGACGUAUGAUUUCAUACAUGCAGAUUCAGUGUUUUCUUUAUACAAAGACAGGUGCAGAAUGGAGGACAUAGUGCUGGAGAUGGAUCGGAUCCUGCGGCCGGGGGCAGUUGUGUUGAGGGACGACGUGGACGUCAUCGUAAAGGUGAAGUCGGCGGUGGACGGAAUGCAAUGGGAGAGCCAGAUCGUCGAUCACGAGGACGGACCCCUCCUCCGAGAGAAGCUCCUCAUCGCCCGAAAGACAUACUGGACCGCGCCCGCGCCCCUCUCCCAAGGAUCCUCCUUCUGAGACUUGGCCGCGCGGCCGUCGCGUCCCCCGAAACUAUAGAAACCAACACCGGAGAAAAGAAAGGAACACGAAAGAGCACGAAGAAGAAAAUACCACUGGAGCUCAAGGAACAUGCUCCCGCCGGAGCGACGCGCGCCUUUCCGCCCGGCCCAACAAAAGAAAGAGAGAGAGAGAAGCCCUCGCACUGAUUUUUUAUUGUUUGAUUUCGUUUCCCAUCCCCGCCUCAGUUUCCCGCCAAUGCCUCCUUGUUCGGUUCGUUCUGGAUGGGGUGGGCUGGGUUUCAUCCUUUUAUGUAGUGUCCUCUCCCCCUCUUUCUCUCUCAUAUUUGGAUUUUAUAAUUAAUUUUAGCAAAGUGAAAAGAAAGAAUACGUUCUUCA